UUAUAAAAAGAGCGGACCGACUAAUCGAGUACAACACUGUUAAAUUUGGAUCAAGAUUUUUCUAGCAUAUUUGUAAAAUGUCUGGGACAUUGAAACCUUAUCUAACAGCGGUAAGGAGAACACUUACUGCUGCUAUGUGUUUGGAGAAUUUCUCUUCUCAAAUUGUUGAGAAGCAUAAUAAGCCUGAGGUUGAAGUCAGAGCCAGUAAGGAGCUUCUCUUAACUCCCAUAUUGAUCAGUAGAAACGACAAAGAGAAGGUACUGAUUGAAUCCAGUAUUAACAGUAUGAGAAUAAGUAUCGCUGUGAAACAGGCAGAUGAUUUAGAGAAGAUUUUGUGUCAUAAUUUUACAAGAUUCAUGACAAUGAGAGCGGAACAUUUUAUCAUUCUCAGGAGGAAACCUGUGGAGGGGUAUGAUAUUAGUUUUUUAAUUACCAACAUUCAUGUAGAACAAAUGUACAAACACAAAAUUGUAGACUUUGUCAUUCACUUCAUGGAAGAGAUUGACAGAGAGAUCAGUGAUAUGAAAUUAUCCAUGAAUGCCAGAGCUCGCAUCUGUGCAGAAGAAUUUCUAAAGAGGUUUUAAUUCCUGGAACACAGUGUGUUGCCAACAUAGCAAUAAUUGCAAAUGUCAGGUUACUGAAAGUAACAAUGCCCAUAAAUUAAGCCGACUAAUGCUGUUAGAAUUCAUCUAAGGAUAACUUCUGCAAACAGCCUUUUACCCAAAUACCGAUCCCUGCUGUUUUCCAGUUAAAAGAUCCAUUAAGUACAGUUUUCGAUUAAUCCGUAUCAUCGUCAGCUGUCGAACGAUGAAUAAGUCUGAGGUGCAUGUAAGUUCAAUAAGUUAUUAAUUCUGUGCAUCAUUGCCAAUGGUAGCAAAUUGGGGAAUGCGCAUACUUCUCCCAAAAGAAGUAAAUGGAAUGUUGUACUGGUAUUUAUUGAGAACGCGUGUUAACAUUAAUUUUAACGUUCUCGAAUCUGGAAUAUAAAACUAAGAGCCACUUUAUAAACUUUAUACGUGAGAAAUGUAAUCUCGUAGAAUGGGUCAGAUUUUUUGACGUUUAGAUUAUUUCCAUUUUGUAAUCGUGAUCAGUCCAUGGUGCACGUUAUUUUUACAGCACGCUAAGGAUUAAGGUACGAAUUGUGGAUAUGGACUGGAAUUUAACUGAUUUUUUACAGAGGAUUCUUACCACGGUACUUCAGUGAUUCAUUAAUACUUGUAAUUUAAUAUCGAGUACUUUUACAAGCGUGCGAUGCACGUUAGGAAGGCUCAUUUUAUCCAUCGCCGGAACAUUUUUAACGGACAUUCCUAAUUCCGAUGCCCAUCGUUUAUUGAUCAGUGCAUUGUUAACAAUUAGUAACUAUAAACACAACUAACGUCCAUCGAUAUUGGGUAUUAUAAUGCGUUGAACAACUGCCAAAACACUAUUUUAGCAAAGCAGAGCGAUCAAACGACUGUAAUUACAAUUAUCUUAAUCGAUACAUUUAGCCCUAAGAUUUCUGUACUGUAAUUACCAGAUGUGUGACGUGUCUUUAUCGCGGCGUAUUUAGAACGAAACAGAGCUGUACUUUAAAAUUCUCUUUACCUUCCGCCGUGACUCAGAUUCGAACACCCUGAACAGUAUAUAUUUCAAUUUUCGUUGAACAUCGUUUGAUUGCCGCCCCUCCUUUCGAUGAUGCAUUCGUUAGACCUUUACACGCUCUGUCGAUGAACACGUGCUUCUCAGAGCAACCACGAAACGGGGUGUGGCGUAUGCGCAAAGCGUGGGUGCAAUUCCUUUUGCAUUCACGAAUGUUCUAUUCAUCUUACGAAUCAUUGUAACCGUAUGAUUUAACACUAAUGUAAAUAUAAAUAAAACGAUAAGAACGAGGA
Molecule: messenger RNA, 1871 nt
Organism: Dufourea novaeangliae
Lineage: Eukaryota; Metazoa; Arthropoda; Insecta; Hymenoptera; Halictidae
Gene: Arpc4
Product: actin-related protein 2/3 complex subunit 4
Exons: 4
Coding region: 78-584 (168 amino acids)
Biological process (GO): actin filament polymerization; Arp2/3 complex-mediated actin nucleation
Cellular component (GO): actin cytoskeleton; Arp2/3 protein complex
Molecular function (GO): actin filament binding
Source: RefSeq, a predicted model, not a curated record